Messenger RNA from Sinocyclocheilus grahami, 986 nucleotides. It is a transcript of the gene smim8, whose product is annotated as small integral membrane protein 8. NCBI's taxonomy places the organism in Eukaryota, Metazoa, Chordata, Actinopteri, Cypriniformes, Cyprinidae. The record is from RefSeq and is a predicted model, not a curated record. The transcript has 2 exons. The coding region runs from base 256 to 567 and encodes 103 amino acids.
AUGUAGACAGAUAGGCUAUAUAAAGCCAUGCUAUUGAUUAGCGAAAGGCCGCAUCAGUCCGGCUCUGUGCUCUUUCUGAUCAGCGUUUUCUCCGAGACUGUGCGCUGAACAGCAGACACUAGAGGGCCCUGUGGUGUCUGUCUGUUCUUGCGUCCUCCUGGAGGUCAGACUGACGCAUGCGCAUGCAGGAGUUCCGCGUGCGCUGGAUAAUAUCUGAGCAGCAGCUCGUGUGUUGACAGCAGCAGCAGCAGCAGGAUGAGCUCCGCGCAGGACGGGGGCAGAGGAGGCGUGCAGCAGCCGGCUAGCAGCUCCGCGGACUCGGGCUCGGGCUCCAGGAGUCCCGGCCUCCGGGGCGUCAGAAGCACCUCACUGUUCCGCGCGGUCAACCCGGAGCUCUUCAUCAAACCUAAUAAGCCGGUGAUGGCUGUGGGUCUGCUGAGCCUCACGCUGUGUGUGGGGUACCUGGGCUAUCUGCAUGCGGUCAGAGACAACCAGCAGCAGCUGUACGAGGCUGUGGACAGCCAGGGAGAGAGACACAUGAGGAGGAAGAGCUCCAGAUGGGACUGACUGACCAGACCACUCCAGCAGCAGCAGCAGCAGCAGCAGCUUCACUUGAUUGUGUUUAAGUGAUACACCUGAUCUGGUCACGUCAGUGGAAGUGUUGCUCUUCCUCUGGUUCAUGCAGCAUGGCUUUACACACUGACUUGGUCUCAUAAUCCUCUUAAUUACUAACCAACACUAGGUGCCAUACAUACUGGUUUGGGUAGAGUUGAAUGAUACAGCUGGGUUAAUAUGCAACACUAUGGCUUAUUGGGGGAAAACUGCCAAGUUAAUUACAUUCACCUGAUCAAUGGGCCGUAACGUUGUAACACAGUGAAAGCUUUAAACAUGAUUUUAGAAUAUGCACAUCUGUUAAGUGGAGUAAAUUAGUCUGAAAUUAGCAUAUUUAUGUAUUGGGGUCAAUGACAAAUAAAAUCAUUCAUUUU